This is a messenger RNA of Lycium barbarum (goji berry), 1083 nucleotides long. RefSeq names its product protein PELPK1-like. Lineage: Eukaryota; Viridiplantae; Streptophyta; Magnoliopsida; Solanales; Solanaceae. The transcript has a single exon. The coding region runs from base 1 to 1083 and encodes 360 amino acids. The record is from RefSeq and is a predicted model, not a curated record.
AUGGCUCAGCAUUACAACCUAACCUCCCUCUUCCUGCUCACAUUUAUCUAUUUUAUGCAAGACCACAUGAUAACUACUGCAACUGCACGCCGCCUUCUAGAGACGCCUCUCCCUAAAAUUCUUAAAUCGGAAUUUUUGAAAGAUUCAACCUUGCAAAAACAUGUGUCAAAGCCCGAAAUUCUAACUUGGACAAAGCCAGAGAUACCCGCUGGUCCAAAGCCUGAGGGCCCAUCAGCUUCGAAGCCCGAGUUUUCAAGUUGGCCAAAGUCCAAACUUCCAUCUUGGCCAAAGCCUGAGGUUCCAGCUGCGCCAAAGCCUGAAAUCCCAACUGUGUCAAAGCUCGAGCUUCCAUUAUGGACAAAGCCCGAGAAACCUGCUUUUCCAAAGCCCGAAUUUCCAAGUUGGCCAAAGCCCGAGCUUCCAUCUUGGCCAAAACCUGAGGUCCCAGCUGCGCCAAAGCCUGAAAUUCCAAGUCUGCCAAAGCCCGAUCUUCCAUCUUGGCCAAAGCCUGAGAAACCUGCUGCUCCAAAGCCAGAAUUCCCAAGUUGGCCAAAGCCUGAGGUCCCAGCUGCACCAAAGCCCCAUCUUCCAUCUUGGCCAAAGCCUGAGGUCCCAGCUGCGCCGAAGCCCGAGCUUCCAUCUUGGCCAAAGCCCGAGAAACCUGCUGCUCCAAAGCCUGAGUUUCCAAGUUGGCCGAAGCCCGAGCUUCCAUCUUGGCCAAAGCCCGAGAAACCUGCUGCUCCAAAGCCCGAGUUUUCAAGUUGGCCAAAGCCCGAGCUUCCAUCUUGGACAAAGCCUGAGGUACCAGCUGCGCCGAAGCGUGCAAAGCCUGAGCUUCCAUCUUGGCCAAAGCCUGAGACACCUGCUGCUCCAAAGCUAGAGUUUCCAAGUUGGCCAAAGCCUGAAAUCCCAAGUGUGCCAAAGCCCGAGCUUCCAUCUUGGCCGAAGCCUGAGGUCCCAGCUGUGUCAAAGCCCAAGCUUCCAUCUUGGCCGAAGCCUGAGGUCCCAGCUGUGUCAAAUCUCAAGCUUCCAAGUUGGCCAAAACCUACGCUUUCUCCAACACACCAACCCGCUACUCCUUGA